Messenger RNA from Rhinolophus ferrumequinum (greater horseshoe bat), 827 nucleotides. RefSeq names its product nudix hydrolase 14 (gene NUDT14). Lineage: Eukaryota; Metazoa; Chordata; Mammalia; Chiroptera; Rhinolophidae. The record is from RefSeq and is a predicted model, not a curated record. Gene Ontology annotation, molecular function: metal ion binding; UDP-sugar diphosphatase activity. The transcript has 5 exons. Bases 84 to 752 code for a protein of 222 amino acids. Gene Ontology annotation, biological process: ribose phosphate metabolic process; nucleoside phosphate metabolic process.
GAGCCGCGUCACGCGCCCGCCUGCUCGAGUGCGGAGUGAGCCCUACCGCGUCCGCCCCGGCCCGGGCUGCGUCGCGCGCAGCCAUGGAGCGCAUCGAGGGGGUGGCUGUGGGCCGCUGCGCGUCCUCACCCUACCUGCGGCCGCUCACGCUGCACUACCGCCAGAAUGGCACUCAGAAGUCGUGGGACUUCAUGAAGACACAUGACAGUGUGACCAUUCUCCUGUUCAACUCUUCUCAGAGGAGCCUGGUGUUGGUGAAGCAGUUCCGGCCGGCUGUGUAUGCCAACGAGGUGGAGCGCCACUUCCCAGGGUCCCUGGCAGCCAUGGACCAGGACAGGCCACAGGUGCUGCCAGGGGCACUGCCUGGCUCUGUGGGGGUGACGUACGAGCUGUGCGCCGGCCUUGUGGACCAGCCUGGGUUCUCGCUGGAGGAAGUGGCCUGCAGGGAGGCUUGGGAGGAGUGCGGCUACCGCCUGGCCCCGUCCGACUUGCGCCGGGUGGCCACGUACAAGUCUGGCGUGGGAGUGACCGGCUCCAGCCAGACCAUGUUCUAUGCAGAAGUGACAGAUGCCCAGCGGGAAGGUCCGGGCGGAGGCCUGGCGGAGGAGGGAGAGCUCAUCGAGGUCACGCACCUGCCCCUGGAUGGCGCCCAGGCCUUCGCGGACAACCCGGAUGUUCCCAAGACGCUCGGCGUCAUCUUUGGUGUCUCAUGGUUCCUCAACUGCGUGGCCCCUGGCCUGGGUCUCCAGUGAGUCUCCAGAGGGUCUGGACAGAGGCCAGUCCUGGCCAACCACCCUGCAGACCCAAUAAAAGCUGCUGUAGCUCCA